Molecule: messenger RNA, 1626 nt
Organism: Kluyveromyces marxianus DMKU3-1042
Lineage: Eukaryota; Fungi; Ascomycota; Saccharomycetes; Saccharomycetales; Saccharomycetaceae
Gene: BSP1
Product: Bsp1p
Exons: 1
Coding region: 1-1626 (541 amino acids)
Source: RefSeq, a predicted model, not a curated record
AUGUCUAGAUCGAGAGAUCCUGAGCUGAACUCUUUUUUAUCUAGGGUUGAGCAAUUAGACUCUGAAAGAAGCAAACAGAAGCCAGCUGUGAAACCUAAGCCGAAAACUUUAAAGUAUGACGAUAAUGAUUUCAAGAAAGCAGAAGAUCUUUUAAAUGGAUCGUACAUAAAUAGAUCUCAACCCAUCCACAACGAUGUUGCGGAUGAGCAGGUUUCAAGUUUAGCCUUUAAAUCUGCUUACAAUUACGACAAGACGUUUUCACCAAAGAAGGAAAAGGGUCCAAAGGUCAAUGGAAAAUCUAAUGGGAAUUCCAGCGGUAAAACAGGUGAUAUGAGUUAUUCGAUAUCCCAUAUGGAAACUAGAAGAGUAUCAAAGUUUGAUGAUGUGUAUAGAGUUGAGGAAACUUCAAAGACAGAAGAAGGGUACUUUGUUUCGAAAGAAGACUAUGAGAUGUUGAUGAGCAUCAAAGGACGACUCGAGGAAAGUCGUACACAUGAGCAAGAAAAUGAGCGUGAGUUAGAGCAUAAAAGGCUUCCAUCGAGACCUGUUGUAAUACCUAAUCGAAGAACAAGUGACUCCCCAUACGAACAGAACCCGCCUUUGCCUAGCAGGGGCCGGGGAAAAAAGAGUGAGGAAGGUACACCAUUGUUUUCUUCAAGGAAUUUCAUCGAUCAUGACAACUUCCUUGAUCAUGAUAUCAUCAAUGAGCCUCCUAAAUCCAGCAGAAAGGGAAAAUCAGUACCACCACCGCCACCUCCCAAGAAAAAUACAAUAAAAAAGCCUAUAUUGGCUGCUUCUUCAGGGUCUCCAUCUAAAAAGUCUUCUUCAGCCGAAGUUCCAAAUGAGGUUUUGCCUAGAGCUCAAACCAAAUCUCCACUAAAGGCCGCGAAGGAGUCUCUUAUUAAGUCCCCUAUUAAAUCUAUUUCCAAGUCACCCACUAAACCAACUUCCCAGCCAGCUGCUAAAUACGUAAUCGUCGAUGAGGAAGAUUCGGCGGAUGAGUUCUCUGAGAUGUUCCAGAAAAUUAGACUAUCCAAAGAAUCAUCUAAAUCUACAGCAGAAGUAAAGGCAAAGGUACCACCAAAACCACCCGCAAAGAGUCCCAGCAUACAACUGCCAAAAUUAAGAUCCCCCAAACCAAAACCAGCAUUGCCUGCUAAUGCAAAAGAUCCAAAAAAAAAGAGCCAAGACCAAAACCCUGACGAGGACGAGGUCUCAGCUCUAAGAAGAUCUCUACGUAAAGUGAAAACUGCACCCCCACAACGGAAUGCCACUCCAGAAGCAUUGCGGGCAAAAAAUAGACUACAAAAACCCGCUGUUCCUCCAAAACCUACGAUCGAAAUCCCUGAAGCACUUACCAAGAGAGAUACCCUGGUAAGACCAGCUACUGAUCCACAACUAAAAUCAAUUUCCCCUGCCUUGGAAGGAUUACAAAGACAAAAAGUUAUUUUACAAAAGCAACUAAUAGAAAAGGUUGGUGGAUCUUCAUCACCAGAGCUCAAGUUUGAAAAUGAUCAAGUUAUGUCCCCUCGUCCAACUUCUUCUACUCCAUCAAAACCUCUGCCAACGAAAUCACGUACACGAGGUCCAAAGCGUAAGCUCCCAACUGAUUUGAAAAAACUUUAA